CGAACUUUGCGGAACGGUUCAGUCUACUGUUAGCAGUCGGGAAAAUCGCAUUGAAUGAAAAAAGCCUUUUAUAUCGGUAUUUAAUCUAGAGUUCAGAGGAAGUUGUGAAAAUCUUCUCUGAAGAAUCCGGAAAACAGUGUCUGCCACAUCGUCUGGAGCCCCGUCGCCGUCAACAGUUGCACUACUUUCGGUAGACCGUCGAGGGAUUUUGUGUUUGAUAACGGUUCGUGUUUUUUUGUUCGCCAGUUGAUUUUUGAUAAGCGGGAAACUCGAGCGGAAAAACUCAACCACCCCCUGAAUACUAUACGUGCAGCCGUGUGUGUAGUUGUCGUAUGUGCAAUUUUUGUUACGUUCGUUGCUUUGCUGCAGAGUAUAUAGGUAUCGGCUAAUUGUGUUGUAUCGAUUUUUCUUGGCGUUUGUUAAGUUUCAAGUUUCUUGGUUCCGGCUUGGCCGCUGAGUGAAGGUAGCACUAACAGCAGCAGCAGCAAACAACUGCGCGACAGCAUAUUGUGUUGAAUAUAACGUGUGUGUCGAAAGAGGUUCUGUUUUGUUGUGGUUUUUUUUUGUUGCUAUUUCGUUGCUGAAAACAAAUUUCGCGGCACGUUCUCGAAACUUGCGAAGGUACCGUGUAAGCGAAAUUAUUUAGUACAGUUCAAUUCGCUGCGAUAGGCGCAGUCAAGAAACUUGUGUAUAUAUGUAGAGUGUGGGAAACACGCAAACGACUAAAUCCAUUAAGCAUUGUAUCGUAUCGUUGGUGGAAAAAUCGUGAAAUAUUAGUUUCAGUGACAUUUGAAAGCAUCAGUCAAAGCAAAAGAAGUGGAUUUGAAUGUAAUCACCUUCGCAGCUGUAGUGUAAAAAGCUUGAAAUCAAAACCCUGCAGUAUAAUAGUGUAAAGAAGAAAAAAGCGUUUAUGAUCUGACGUGGUUGCACAUCUAGGAAAGCUCAUAGAAGAAUAUACAGCUAAUAAUAAUAAUAAUAAUAAUAGUAAUAAUAAAACGAAUCCGUUGUAUAGCAAUAGUUGUUUCUCUUGCUCUCAUUCGAUUGAGGAAGCUUUGCACGUGAAAAAGUGAAGAAAAAACAGAUAAUAGCGUAACUAAUCGCGAAAAAGGUAAAUAAACUAAAGCAUAACCAGUCAAUUCGAAACAGUGAAGGAAGGAAAGUUAAGGAAAAAAAAGCAACAAAUCGUAGCGGUGUAGAAUUGUAACAAAGCAGUGAAUACUUUUUCCCCCCAUCCUCCAGUGAGCAGGAAAUCUCGAAAGCACAGUUUCAAUCAAAAUAUUUUCGCUACUAGACGUGGAACAGAUUCCGGAGAGUUGCAGGCGCAAACAGUAGGAAUUUUUAAUUCGGCCCGGUGGAAACGUUCGCAUUAACGUGUUUUUUCCACCUGCCGCUCCCCUCGUCAGAUCCAGCCCAGCCGCCAGUCAGCCGUCGACGGCCGUCGUUUUCGUUGUUCUCCGCACAGGGAAAUUGGCGCUCGGCGCAUUCAACUGCCAGGCCAUUGAAUUCGCUGGGAAAUCCAAUUACACUCGGACUUUGAAUCGACACAUGGUGUUCGAUUCAACAGUGCGUCCUUAAAUUCCGUCACCAUUUCGUCGACAGUGGUGAAACGAAGGCCAGCGCCGCAAAUCACGGUAGCGAGCGCCCCACAAGUCCUAUCGCCGAAGAGACUGUGCACGACACCGCUGGCCGGUGCAGCAACUAUACCGGCCCUAGGUAACUGUCUAGUUUCCGCGCACCAACAGGCUCCGGCUGCUGCCGCCGUAGCCGCUGCAGCCCUGCUGCAACAUCACCAAGCCCAGGCGGCCCAUCAUCAGUUCCAACAGCAACAGCAGCAGCAACAACAACAACAACAGCAACAACAACAAGUCCGUUUCCAAAAUCAGCUGCUAGAAUCGGUCACCAGUGUUGCCGUUCAGCAGCAACAGCAGCAGCUAGUGUCGGUUUCACUUGCGAUCACAUCCAACAGUCACAGUCAGCAAUCCAUGUUCACAUCACCAAUCGUAGCCCAAACCAAUCCGGCUGUCGGUACACAGUCCAUCAACGGUACACUCAACGUGAACGCGGCCAACAACAAUCACAGCCUCGGGCAGACGCAAAAUAGUCUCGCCGGUAGCAACGUGAAAAUGGAUAACUCAAUGGGACAGAUGACCCCGAUGGCCCCGUUGGCGCUCUCCCAGAGCAUGGACUCGGUGAACACGGCUAGCAACGAAGAAGAGGUGCGCACCUUAUUCGUCAGUGGACUCCCGAUGGACGCAAAACCCCGGGAACUAUACCUUCUGUUCAGAGCCUACGAGGGCUACGAAGGAUCACUGUUGAAGGUUACCAGCAAAAAUGGCAAGACAGCAUCGCCGGUGGGCUUUGUCACGUUCAGCACACGCUCCGGUGCGGAGGCAGCUAAACAGGAUCUGCAGCAAGGUGUACGCUUCGAUCCUGAUAUGCCCCAAACAAUACGCUUGGAAUUCGCCAAGAGUAACACUAAAGUGAGCAAACCAAAACCACAACCUAAUACAGCGGCCACAGCUGCACAUCCUGCAUUGAUGCACCCACUUACUGCUGGACACCUAGGUACUCCGUUUUUUCCUGGGGGCCACGAGCUAUGGCAUCAUCCGUUAGCAUUCUCGGCAGCAGCCGGUGAGCUACCAAGUGCAGCAGCCCUUCAGCAUGCGACCCUCGUCCAUCCGGCACUGCAUCCUCAGGUUCCGCAACAAAUGCAAAUGCAACAUCCAUCAGCAAUACAUCCAGCGUCGAUGCAUGUCUCAGCCGGACUGCCAGCGAACCAUUUUUUACCAAGUCCGGCCUUGGCGAGUCCAGUUGGCAGCACCGGUGGCAGCCAGCCGCCUAAUCCGCCUCUGGCCGCCAAUGCUCCCUGUUCAACACUGUUCGUUGCUAACCUGGGACAGUUUGUCUCCGAACACGAGCUGAAAGAAAUAUUCGCUAGUCUGCCUGGCUUUAGUCGCCUUCGUAUGCACAGUAAGGGCACCUCAGCCGCUGCUACUACUGCUAGUACUACUUCUGCUACCAUCACUACCACUUUCAAUACUAACGCCGCUGUCCAAGGUAACAACUAUAUCAACCACCUCAACAACAUCAACAACAACAACGUCAGCAACAAUAGCCCCACCAACAACGUUCCGGUCGCUUUCGUUGAGUUCAAGAAUGUGACCAGCGCUGCUGCUGCUAUGAGCGCCCUCCAGGGCAAGUAUCUGCUCUCGUCGGAUCGUGGCGCCAUGCGGAUCGAGUUCGCAAAGUCUAAAAUGGCAGCUGAUCUUCCCGCCCAUCACCUAUACCACGUGCAUAUGCAACAAAGAGAAGGGAGCGGGUAUGGAGCCAAGAAUGGAACAUCAUUUGGGGAAGAAGAGUGAACGAACCGAUCUCAACACGUAUCUGAUGGCAACAACAUGACCCCAUCAGCAGCAACAGCAACAACCGCAACAUCAACAGCAACAGCAAAACCACCAUCUACAAGCGACGAAUUCUUUCGUCGACAACUCCUACUCGAAUGGAACAUGCGGAAAUGGACUUGGUAUCGGCACUGGGCGCUAUAGCAGUAGCAGCAUCAUCAACAACAAUAACAACAACAACAACCAUAGUUACACUUACAGCAGUAACGUUCACAACAACAAUGGACUCUACGCGUUUUCGGUGCCACAACCGAGGGCGUGAACUCUUGAAAGGGGUUUCUAGACUAACAGAUUAGCGAAACUUUUUUUUAUUUCUUAGCUCAACCCAAAUGUCAGUUGCGUAAAGGAAUAUGUGAUAACAAAUGGGAUGGUCGGGAAUAAGUUCCCGCUUGUUUGCGACUCCAUUAAUUGAACAUGAAUGAACCAAAAAGUGCCCUAAUAAGUUUAUACAAACUUCUACCUUAACAUUUUAAUUUGUGUGUUUUGUUACCUGUUAUCUAAACUAAAUCUUUUUGUUAUCAAACCAUGCUGACACAUUUCGAAGAGAAAGGAGAAAAUGUUUGGAAAAUGCUAGACAUUUGUGAUUAGGGUUUCAAACGAAAAAAAAGUUUGCUUUAGAUUAAUACGAAACAAAGAAAGCAGCAGCGGCAAGUUAUAUACAUGAACAACUAUUAGGCAAAAAAGCAAUAACUAUACUGUAAAUGAAAAUAUCCAUGCAUAUCAAAGAUUUUAAAAUCUACUAUAAAAAGAUUGAUUCAAAUAGUUUGUAAAACUGCGCGUAGAUAAAUCGAACCUAAUACGAAACCAAGAUCCGUUUCCGGUGAAAGAAAGGUUUGCUGUAGGAGAUUUUUAUUGAAUUUGUUUUCUAUUAUUAUGAAAUAUUAAAUGCGGCAUUAUCGGAAGCUAAUAGCAUGAUAGGGUUAAGCAGCAGUUUAAGCAAACAACAUAGCGAACGUAAGACAUGUUUUAGACAAAAUUACUUACCAAAACUAUUCUGUAUCACACUAGCGUUAUGAAUAAAAUAAUCGAUCAGCUAAGAACCGGAAAGGUCACAUAGUCGACCCAACUGGUCGGAAAGUGAGUAUUGGACUAGCGAGGACUACAAUGAAUCGAGAAUAUAAAAAAAGGGAACGGUCAUCUUUUGCACAGUUACCGUCAAUUAGAUAUUACUUAGGACACCAAAGAAUUAUACAAGUUCCUACCAAAAAAACAAACGAAAAGGACUUCUGAAACGGUUCAAAUAAAAAGCGUAACCGACACGAAACAGAGAAGCUACGACAUACCAAAGCAAUCAGCAAUCGAAAAUAUCCGUACUAAUAAGGAAGGAAGAGCCAGCACGGUAUUUCGCUUUCCGACCGGUUUGGUCCUCCGAUCGAUCAUACGAAUAAUUCCAGAAGUUGAAGUUGGACACAUAGGCCGAGGAAGAAAAGAUUAGAAAUCGUAAACAUAGCAAUAGGUAGUACAUAAUACUAUUUUCAGUGUUUGAUAUAGUGAGUGAACCUAGCGUGUAAGAAUCUAUAAGAGCAAAAAUCUCCCAACAGGAAAACUUACAGAAAUAUAACAGGUUGCGGAAAAGUGUUAAGAUCACAUGAUGAGUGAAAGUGUGAAAAUGGUUAGCGAAUAUUGAAAGAUCGGAGUGAGCGGUUCAGCCACUGGGAAACUGGUUUAGAAGAAGUAGAAAUAUAAGAAGCGAAUAAUCAUUCCGUCCAAUACAGUGUGUAGUUAAAUCGGAUGAGUAUGGAUCUGUUUUCAAGACGACAAUCUGUAUCUCGAUCCGGGCCCUGCAGGAAUACGGUGCAGCCGGAGAUCUGGACCGAUGUUUGGCGCCUGUGAUCACCUGACCAGCGAGGUACGGGAUCCAGCUCUCUCUGCGAACCGACUUCUGCUUGGGAGCUAAAUGAAUACAUAUCAACAUUUGGGUUAAAAUUUAGAUAUUAAGAACAAACAAUUUAGCAACGUUAAGACUUAGUGUGUAAGCCAUUAUUGUAAUCGUCUAACUGCUAGUGUGACUUACUGUGCGUCGAGCUGUGACAACUAUAAAGUCCUUGCCGGAGAGAGAAAGAGAGAAAAAAAACUCGAGGGCAAGGUGAAGCUAUGAAACCUAGAACUAGACGUGGCAGCUUGUAUCUGAAUUUCGGAACAAUUUUCGAUCAGUGUGUUUGUUUGACACAUGGGACUGAUCGUUCGGGGAAUCACAUUAUUCGCAGGGAUGAAAACGGCAAAAAAAGAACAAGCUGUCAUGCCUUGUCUUGGAAACUAAUGAUAAGGUUCUGAUUCUUCGCUUCGAUUCUCAGUUAACACUGAGCGAUCUGUUCUGGAAUUAACCUAGCCCAAUUGAAGAUAAUUGUAAAGAUGGAAUAUGUGAUAAAUGGUUCAUCAGAGGAAAAGAAAAAAAAAUCAAUUUAAGUCGCCGCUUAAAAAUCAACAAUACAAGCUUGUAGCGCUGACAUGUGGUGCAUCCAAGUAGGCAGGCACACGCAAAAAAGGCUCAAGUUUGGCCCAAAAAAAAGAUUAUAUUUUAUCGAUUAGUAGGACAGAUCGAUUUUAUUAACAUAUUCAAACGCAAAUGUAUUUUCACUUGUUUAUAUGUACACACGGCUAAGUGAUUGUAGGUGUAACAUUUAUUAACCAAAUAAUAUCGUUUCAUGCAAAUGAAUACCAACAGUUUCGUAUCUAAAUGGCAUAAUUUUAAGGGUCAUCCAUACUGGCGAAUUUUUUUCGAGCGACUUUUUAGUAGACUUUAGUGAAUGUCGGAUUACUAAUCAAACUUCAAAUGCCUUCUAGCUUUAUUUUAUUACUUGUUGACUAAUAAUGCUGACUUUCGCGAAGCUAAGUUAUCUGUCUACAAACGUUUAGAUUUGGUUUAUCGGUUCUUUGAAACAAGAGAAGAAAGAAAACGUGGUAAAAUAUGAAUAAGAAACGAACAUGAUUCACAUGAUACAAGAAAAACUAGACUAAUUAACGAUAUAAAAGAUUAUUCAAUGGAAAAAGUGUUACGAUAAAUCAACAAUUCAAACAUAUCAAUUUCGUGCCCGAUCAUAUUGAAGAGAAUUUUAUUGAUGAAAUGUAAGCAUAUAUUAGCAGUAGCUGACGAGAAAAUAAUAUAUUAACUAUACAUCUAUUACAACUAUGAAAAAAAAAACAAAAAUAUCACUAACGGUAACAAAAACAAUUUAAACAAAAUAUGCUGAUGAAAUGUGAACUUGUGAAGCAAAAAUAAUAUUGAUGUAUCUGUUCAAACAAUGUUGUAAGAUCUACUGAAGAAAAUUAAACGCGAAACGUACUACUUUUCAACUAUCGCUUUACUUUCACCUGGCAGGGCCUAAAAGUAAGGAUAAUCAAGAGCUAGCGGGUGCGCAUUCAACUGGAACGGACUCACCCGGUCUCGUACUGAGGCAAACUCGAUAAGCAAAGACGAACGAUGCACUCAAAUUCAAAACUAUGAGCUUCUCUGAAUGAAUAAUGAAAUUCGAGGAUUUUGACAAUCAAAGCAAAACAUCUUUUACAACUGAAGAAGAUAUCCAGAUCUACCCCGGAAAGGUAACUGGACGUUUACACCGAUUGAAAACGUGUUUUUAAGCAAACCAAACUAUCACACUGAUACGGAAAAAAUCUCAUUUGAUUGUCCCAACCUUUCGGUCCUGCGUUAAUUUUUACUUACUCCCUCCUGUCUAAUUUGAUGAUGAUAAGAAAUUAACCAAAGAUGUGUAUUUUAUUAUUUAGAUUAUUUAUUUAUUUUCAAGCCAAUGCUUAUUUAUUUUUUAUGCUUUACCCUUGAUAAACAAAUGAUCUUUAGCAGUAAAAACAUGAAUAUAUUUUCUAGGAUUAGAGUAACACAACUAAAGUACAUUACAAUUAUUAAGCAUAACAGUGAAUUAUAUUUAGCUCUAGCUUAUGUAGUACAAUGGAAUGUAAUAUCUAGAGAAACAAAAAAAAAUAGAAAGAUGUUAAUUAAACCAAUAAAACUAUCGUCAACAAAAUAUUUGGACAACUUUUCAGUAAACCCCAUGAGUUUUGGAUAGUAAGGUAUAGAAAUGAAGCAUUCAGUGUUGACACGUGAGUUGCUGGAAUAACAAUAAACAUCAGGCAAAAUGAGAGAGAGAGAAAAUCAAUCACUUGCCACCCUACCGCAUCCAUUCGAAGCCCAUUCCUAGUUGACUCAUUGCUAAUAAUGUCAAAGAGAGUAGAACGGAAAUAUGCUAACUUACAGCAAAUAAAAGCAAUUUUAACUACGCUAUCUCACUUGUUUUGUUUGUACACGUAACAGAUUCGAUAUAACUAUAACAAGAAGAUACAAGCAUAAUGUCAUUAGAACAUCGCAAACAGCAACAACAAAACCUAACAAAAUAUCCUUAUUAUGGUAACUGUUAUCCAUUUAUAGAGAAAAGGGAAAAACGAAAACAUGAAAUGACAAUUCUACCAAAAACGCCUUCAGCGACAUUUACAAACUCGUAGCUGAGACUUUUACCUAGUCAAAUAUUUUUUUAUAAUCUAAACAAAAACAAUAAAGGAAAAAAUCAAGGAUUCUAGCGACUUGGUUCGUGUUCUGCGACUUUAAAAAAACAAGCACAUCUUUCAAACGCUUCUCAGCUCAGACUCUUUUCGACUGGUUUGUUGUCCCUCUCGCAGACAGGGAAUAAGAAUGCAAACGCAGCUUUCGCCACACUUCUAUAGUUUCAAUCACGCGCUGCUACAAGCCAACCUUCGUGAUCGCACACAUCCAACCACACGGCAUGCACAUGCACACCACAAAGCGUUUCAGAGCUAACAACAGGAUUGAUCCGAGGCAAGCCGAUGCAGACCAAAUGUUUUUUUUUCUAAUUCUUGUUGAGAAUUAUCGAAUAUUGCACACACACACCAUCACGUUUUUGCGGUAAAAGUGAGCACGAUAGCACACACACAUGUACACAAAAUGACAAAAUGGCACACGUUUAGUGACACAAUAAUGGAAGUUAAUUUAUUCAGUUUCACUACCCACAAUCACACCCAGAACCACAAACCUAGUUUGUCCUAAUGGUGCACAAUUUUCUUAUUUGAAUCCUCUACCCCCCGAGAAUUCACUCACACCACUGUUCACUUGUUCGUUGUUUUUUUUCGAUAUUUUUUAGAUAUUUUCAAUUAACUUAAACACCUUGUUGUUGAAAAUUGAGAUGAUUUCGAUAAUAAUUUUAAUUGUACGAUAUAUGAACGAGAGAAAAUUUUUGACAAAUAUUUUUAUCUAUUCUUAAAAAGUGAUAAAGUAUAUUAAAAACAAGGAAGAAAUGGAAAUAAUAUUGAAACUUUUUAUGGGAAUCUUAUAUAUUAUUGUAAUAGAUCUAGAGCAACAAGUGGUUACAACAGCAAAAGAUUGAAGCAAGUAAUAGGCUAAAAUUAAGUAAAUCAUAAGCGAACAAAACAGCAGAAAAAAGACGCUGGCAGGAAUCUCAAUCUACAGCUGAAUGGAAAAAGAGAUGAAUGUGAUUAACGUUUUUCCUUUUAAGCUAGAAGUUGUUCCAAAGAUUUUUUUCCCUUUUUUACGUUUAGCAGUUUUAAAGACACGUGUUUUUCCUUUGGAUUUUUGCGAUAAGUUUUAUGACGUUCCGGCCGGUCCCGCUCAGUGCUGGUUAGAGGUGAGUGAAAUGGUUUCAAGCAAGGAGUACGUUUGUCCUUCUCUCACACUAUCUUAACAUUUUUUCUACCGUUCUACUAUAAAUACACGAAAACGAGCUUUCCGGAACUUUCUAACCUCUUCUCUGUUCGCGCGCGACUCUCACUCACGGCCAGUCUGGCAGCACUGGAACGUCGCAUCACUUAAUUAUUGUGCACUGUUAUAAUUUUAAUAGAAGAAAAACUCCUAAUCGAAACUACUGUUCUGAAUUGUUAGCUUUCAGUUAUUGAAUUUUCUCACACUGUCUGAACACCAACAACUUUUCGGUUACCUUUGUCAAUCAUUUUCUAGAGCACCUUUCCGUUGUCUUUUCGUCUCUAUAAUGACACACUCAACAUACUACUUUUCAUAACGUAUAAAUACAAGUUCCAUUCAUAUUGUGUGUUUUGUUGACUUUAGUUUUGGUUGACAGUUUUUGUUCUCAGAAGACAUACAAUUCAGAACAGGAAUGGCCUUAAAAUACAAUUUUUAAAUGAAAUAUAAGAGUAAUAAGUAAUUAAAAUAAAAGAAAUGAAUAUUUAAACUUGAUUUUUAAAGGUUUUAACAAAGGAAAAUUCAAUUAAAAUACAUAACGAAAAAUUAAUUUAAAACCUAAAACCAAGUAAACAAUACACAUACGAGAAGAACAUUCAACAACCGAAACAACAGCAACAGUUCACGAAUAUGGAUCAACGCAAAAAAAUUAGCAAUGAACCGUAACGAAAGCAGACAUAUAUUAUUACAUUCAAACCCAAAACGCCCCACAUCCCAGACCUGAAUGUUUAAUUUUCGAAAAUCAGCUAAACAACACUAACGGCAUUGAAACAAGAAAAUUGAUCGCAUUAAAACAGCGAAAAGCAACAUUCAUUCCAAUGUUCAGUGAGAAAAAAUCAUAGUGACAUUCGUAAUUCAGAACGUUAGGAUGCAAACAAAGCGAAGAGCAAAUAAUAAAAAAAAACACCUCAACGAGCAGAGCAAAACUCUACCUGAAUGUCGUGACACAGAAGUAAAAUCCUCGGAUAAAAAAAACGAUACAACGUUUCGAAGAACAAGAAUAUUUCUAUCCUAGCACCAAACAAGUUAAAUGAAGAGUAACAACAACAACAUCCCAGAAAAGGUCAUGAAACAAAACAAAGCAAGAAAGAAAAACAAAAAAGAAGGAAAACUGUACUAACUAUCAAAUGCUAGAUAUAAUUAACAUUGUAUAGGGUCCAAAGGUGGGGAAAGUAAUGAAUUAAAUUACAAAUACAUUAAAUAUGUAAUAACAUAAA
Molecule: messenger RNA, 10298 nt
Organism: Topomyia yanbarensis
Lineage: Eukaryota; Metazoa; Arthropoda; Insecta; Diptera; Culicidae
Gene: cpo
Product: U1 small nuclear ribonucleoprotein A
Exons: 9
Coding region: 1983-3362 (459 amino acids)
Molecular function (GO): mRNA binding
Source: RefSeq, a predicted model, not a curated record